GCUCGUGAACGCAGCACAGUUCCUUUCCUCUCUGUAACAGGAAACGCUUCCCGAGCGAUGAUGGCCUCAGCGCCGCAGACUUUACUCAGCGUGAACAGGUGACGUUUUACUUCAGGUGCAUUAACAAGACGAUAAGAUCAUACUUAGAAUAGUUUAAACCCAUUCUGAACAAAUGUAAGCAGCAGGUAGCACCGUUAAAUCAGCAUUUAGCUUAGUUAGCAGUUAGCUUAGCUCGCUGGCACGGUAACCAGGGAAACACAGGCAGCGUUCAGGGACGGUCUGUUGCUGAUGCUUCACCCGUCACCCUGACCGGUGGUUUUCACACGAUGGCUAAAACUCCACCAUGUUCCUCCGACUCUCCUGCUGAAUGCUCUGAGAGCGUGGGGAGCAGCAGCAGGAGCGUGGACGAUCCUCCUCCUUGUGGUUCAAAAUCAGGUUUCACUCAGAGGGAGUUUAUGAUGGUGCCUCCAGAGGAGAAGCUCAAACACUUCUAUAGCCGAGCUCAAGCCCAUGAAGACAACCAGGAGUUUGAUGCCUGCAUCCAGGACCUGGUGCGUUGUGUGGCUCUGACCAGGCUGGUUUAUGGGGAGGGACAUCUGAAAGUAGCCCAGGCCCAUGCCAGACUGGCUAAAGCAUAUUUCCUGUUAAAAGGCUGGGGACUGCAGGCCCAAGAGCACUCGGCCUUGGCCAGAGAGCUGCUGCCCGUCUGCUCCUCCAUCUCCUCCUGCAGAGGUGAAAAGCUCCGAUGUCUCCUGAGCAUUCACCUCACACAGGGAGGUGCUGCGCUGCUCACAACCAAUCUUGAGGAGGCAGAAUCCUCUUUUCUGAGGGCAGAAGAAGUGCUUAAGGAUCUUCAUCAACAUAGUGCCAUCGACGAGGAAGACAAGAUGAAGACUGCGCUGGAAAUCUCCACCAGUCUAUGCAGGGUCUAUAAGAGACAGAACCGACCAGAUGAGGCUUUAAACCAGUGUGAGAAGUCUCUGCAACUGUUGAAGGACGGCGAUAAGCCAGAUAAAACCUGCUCUGUCUACAGAGACAUGGCCGCCAUUGAACAGGACAAAGGUCGUAUGGACCAAACCAUAGAGCAUCUUUCAAAGGCUCAUGCCAUCGCUAUGAGACACAGCCCAGGGGCGUUAGAGGAGGCUCAGAUCUCCCACAGCCUGGCCCUCAUCCACUCUGCUGCAGCAGAGCCCCAUCACAAUGAAUCUGCAGGUCACUACUUUGAGCAGAGUCUAAGUGCCUACAAGAACUCUGUAGGUCCACAGGAUCCAGCCUUCCUCGCUGCCCAGGAUCAUUUCUGUCGUUUCCUCCUCCUCAAUGACCAGCAAGAGAGAUGUGUGGAGAUCCAACGAACCUCUCUCACUCCGAAGAGAUUUGCGUUCGGUGACCUGAGUGCUGAGGUUGCAGACACCCUUCAGCUAAUAGGAAGUGUGGAGAUGAGUGAGGGCAGGAUGACGCAGGCCCACAGGACGAUGAAGAAGUGCCUGGAGAUCCAGAAUUGGAUGUGCGGGCCUCAGCACAAGAAGACAAAAGCUACACAAAAAGCCGUGGACAUGCUGGCCCGGGCACCAGAAGUGGCUGAAAGACUACAGAGGCAAAGCAGAAGAAAAACAUAACUUUCAAAUUGUACCAUCUGACAAUGAUGGACACUCAAUAUUUGACCCUUGAAAUAAAAAAAAUAUAUUUUGUCGCUACAAUAA
Messenger RNA from Hippoglossus stenolepis (Pacific halibut), 1700 nucleotides. It is a transcript of the gene ttc23, whose product is annotated as tetratricopeptide repeat domain 23. Bases 327 to 1616 code for a protein of 429 amino acids. The record is from RefSeq and is a predicted model, not a curated record. The transcript is spliced from 11 exons. NCBI's taxonomy places the organism in Eukaryota, Metazoa, Chordata, Actinopteri, Pleuronectiformes, Pleuronectidae. Gene Ontology annotation, molecular function: protein binding.